Messenger RNA from Prorocentrum cordatum, 463 nucleotides. Lineage: Eukaryota; Dinophyceae; Prorocentrales; Prorocentraceae. The record is from the annotation of a GenBank genome assembly.
CGAGCCCUUUCUCCCCGGGCGCGCCGCCGACAAUCGUCGUGCGUCGUCUUCGUCGUCCUCCGUCGUCGACCCGGGGCAGGGGAGGCGGGAAAGAGGCGGCUCCCAGCUGUCCGGCAGCGGCUCGCCGCCGUCUCGAGCCUGGGCCCAGGAGGUCCGCCCGCGGAGGUGGCGUGCAGCGGACGCGGGGAGGACCGCCUGCUGCUGGGCGCCGGCUUCCGCGCCGUAGUGGAGGCGCUGGCCUCCGGUCUGGAGGUGCUGCGCGGCGACCCGGCCACGCUGGUGCAGCAGGGGCCGCAGGACGUCUCCGUGCGCCUCGCCUCCGGCCGCGCCCUGCGCGGCCGGCUGGCCGUGGUGGCGCUGCCCACGGGCGUGCUGGCCGGCCUCGACGGCAGGAGCGCCGUGGAGUUUGAGCCGCCGCUGCCGGCGGAGAAGCUGGAGUGCAUUCCCAGCGCCAUCGAGACGG